AACCGUAGAUAGAAUAACAAGAAGAAAGGAUGGUAUUUAGAUAGAAAGAUCGGCGGAUGAAGGGGAGAGAGUCUGCAGAUCUCAAUCCUCUCCCACAAAAUCACAUUCCUAAUACUGUUGAUCUGGAGGAUCAGAAGGCAACUUUCUGUGGCACAAAGUUGAACCGUGCGGCCUUCAACUCUGUGCUUCGCCUUGGCUGACUGCCUCUCGCGGCAUGGCCCUUGCAACAUAAAUGCACGUAAUUUUCCUCCUCUCCUUCCUUGUCUCUGUUUUAUUUAGCACGAGCUCAACCUGAUCUUCACCUGAGUCGAUCAUUGAUCGAGAGCACUAAUGCUGAUGCCUUGGUCUGGGAUGCUUCGUAUGGUCUUACUAGGGUUAGGAUCUCGUGUUCUGCUGUGUUGGGCACCUCCUCCUGCCGUCCCCAGCGAUGAGAUUAUGGAGAAUCUGGGCUUUCCUUACAAAAUUACCUACCAAACCAAACAAACAGGCGAGCGUGAAAUGCCGUGAUGUCUUCGCAAGCUUCGGUUUUGGGACCCCAUGGGCUCGUGCAUGAAAUCAUGGCGAGGUACGUCGAACGCAGUGUCAUUGAUUCCUUCGCCCUUGUGACGAAAUAUUGGCAGAUUUGGUGGACAAAAGAUGGGUACUCGCAUGAAGAGCAGGAAGCUUCAAAGAUGCACGAUGGAGCCGUACAAAUCAUAUGGUGGCAUGGGAUCCAAAUGAUCAACAGCUUCUUUGUCUUCCUCACAAAUUUCUCCUGAGCGAGUCGGAGGAGUUCGCCUCAGUUCUCCAGAAGAAUCAUUCAUCUGCCUGGUACAUUCACUGAGAUAUGACCCAAUUUACAGCUGCUGGCUUUUUCUUUUCUCGGUCCCCCAUGCGUCCGAGUCACCAUCAGAGCGGAUGGCCGAGGAAGAAGACAACCCUACCUUCUUCCCUUCCCCCAAGCGUUAAACGAACUCCCAAGCUUUGAUCCAUGUUGAAAACCUCUAACCUUAUGCAGAGUACGUAUUAUGGAAUUCCCGAGUGAUGAGCGAUUGCUCUCACGCCUACCACGAGUGACAAUCCUCUUUUUCAUGGUAAUAGAAGGAAUCAGAAACAUCAAAAUGCACAGAAAGUCCUGGGAGCGAGCAGUCCAAUGAACUCCACAUAUAUCAAGCUAGGUGUCCCCAAUCUACAUAGCUACGAGCAGAAAGAGGAACCCGAGCUAGCUUAGAGGCCCACCGCUGCUGAAAAUAAUUGGUACUGGGCGGGGACAAUCGGUAAGGAGGGAUACAGAUAUGCAUGGAGAUCGAGGAAAAAAGAAGAGGUGCAAGGGAGUUGGAGGUGAAAGCAGAGCAUGAAUGGGAGCAGAUUAGUGGGCAGAGCUUGUCAUUAAUCUUAAUCAAGAGGAAGUAGGGCCAUCGCGGUUGGCAGAAGGCCCAUAUGCGAGUCGCUUUGGCAUGUUUCUACCCCUUCCUCUACUAAAACCCCUCCCCCUCCCUCCCCUUCGUCUCUACCUCCCAUCGCCCCCUCUCUCGCUCUUCUCUCUUUCUAGUCUUUGUCUGCAUCAACUCAAAUACUCUGGUGUUCGGCUGUUCUCACCAACCAAUUCCACUGUAGCAGCUCAUGUCGUCUUCUUUUUGCAGCUGAUACUGGUCCUCAUUUGCCACUUUCUCUGUCACAGAAGAUUCGAUCUUUAUCCUCUUCUCGGCCUGAACAGCUGAAUAGCCGCUCGUACAACUCUUCCGAUGAACCCAAAACUGCUUCUUUCUAUCGUUUAUCUGUUCCUCUCCUGAAAGCUCUCAGAUAAUGUGUGGAAGUCUCCAAUGUCAUUGUGCCAUUCAUCUCUUGUUUGUAUGAAAUUUGCGUUGCAGAUGCAGAAGGCCAGAAAAGCAGUGAAGUUUGCUUGAGGUUGUAAAUGAUUAUCCCAUACUUGAUGGACCCUGUUUGUCCUUAGCUUCUCCCGUGCUACCACUCGGAAACAAUGGAGCCUGUAUCCGAUACGACGAAGACAACCACAGCAAGUCCAUCGAAAAGCUAGCUCGUUGGCCUCAGCAGCCUCAGUGGGACACCUGCGAAGGCAAAAAAAAGAGGUACCGUUUGUGGCACCAAUGGCGGAUCCUCCAAACUCGUCCGACCCAGAAAGCAGCGCAAAUUCCAUGUCUUCCCACUCCUCGGCGUCCUCCUCUUAUUACCCUCCUCUCUCCAAAGCUCUUAAAGAUCGGACAUUUGGCACAUGUAACCAGGGCACCACAGCCUCAAGGAAGCAGGGGAACGGCGUCGGUGGCGCGGCCGCGAAGCGACUGCGGGACCGAAACAGGCACCCGGUGUACCGCGGCGUCCGGAUGCGGAACUGGGGGAAGUGGGUGUCGGAGAUCCGCGAGCCGCGCAAGAAGUCUCGCAUCUGGCUGGGGACGUUCCCCACGCCGGAGAUGGCGGCGCGCGCCCAUGACGUGGCCGCCCUCAGCAUCAAGGGCGCCGCCGCGGUACUCAACUUCCCGGAGCUCGCCGGCACUCUCCCCCGCCCCGCCACUCUCUCCCCGCGCGACGUCCAGGCGGCCGCCGCCAAGGCCGCCGCGAUGGACCCCGGCGAGCGGGCGGAGACCCCAGCAGCGGCCCCGGCGGAGUCCGACGAGCUCGGGGAGAUCGUGGAGCUGCCGCGGCUGGACGACUGCUGCUUCCUCGACUCCGCCGAUUCUGGUGGUGAGUUCCUCUACGACGACCCGGUCGACUCGUGGGCGCUCCCGGUGCCAUGGGUGGAGAGCUCGGAUCCGCUGUGGGCAGCGUCGGACGUUGUCUUCCCGACCAGCUUCGAAGCACUCGUAUGGAAUUGAGGACCAAGCAUGCUUGGUGCUUGUUGAUACCCCCCCCUCUUUCCUUGUACCCUUUAACUUUGUUUUCUCGUGCAGGCCUCUCUUUUUAAGCGCGCUGUUUUCUUGGGUUGUCUCCCGUCGUCCAUUGAUGUUAACAAAAUCCUCCUCUCUCCAAAUGGUGUGCUAUUUUGGGGAAGGAGGAUGAGGUUCUUGGUGUGUGUGAAUAUACAAAUAACUUGUCCUCA
Molecule: messenger RNA, 3034 nt
Organism: Musa acuminata AAA Group (dessert banana)
Lineage: Eukaryota; Viridiplantae; Streptophyta; Magnoliopsida; Zingiberales; Musaceae
Product: dehydration-responsive element-binding protein 3-like
Exons: 1
Coding region: 2088-2810 (240 amino acids)
Biological process (GO): regulation of DNA-templated transcription
Molecular function (GO): DNA-binding transcription factor activity; DNA binding
Source: RefSeq, a predicted model, not a curated record